Diaporthe amygdali is the source of this 756-nucleotide messenger RNA. RefSeq lists its product as uncharacterized. The record is from RefSeq and is a predicted model, not a curated record. The transcript is spliced from 3 exons. NCBI's taxonomy places the organism in Eukaryota, Fungi, Ascomycota, Sordariomycetes, Diaporthales, Diaporthaceae. The coding region runs from base 1 to 756 and encodes 251 amino acids.
AUGGCGCCAGCGCGCCACACCCUCCGCACCGCGGUGCCCCGCGCCGGUUUUCUUUGGGAGCCUCGCUCCACCGUGCUCCGCCAGGAGCGUGAGGACCGUGCUGUCGUCGCCGCCCUGCACGACCACGGAGUUCUGGCCGUCCCCAAGAGGGUCUCAGGCGGCAACGUUUGCCUCCACAUAGAACGAGAACUCGCGGGUAUGUUCGACGCGGCCUGUCGCGCCGUUGACGCCGAACCUGACCUCUUGCGUGGCAUGGAGGCCUUCGAGUUCGUCGGUGACCACCUCUGGCAUUCCGGCGUCCUCUCUUGGGCCCGCGCUGGCGCCCUCGAAGAGGAGCUCUUCAUCAAUCUCUUCUUCGAGGUCUACCGACGACGCCUCGAUUGGUACGCGAACCCUCGCGAACCCUUCAACUUCAGCGACCACGGCCCUCUUGCCCACAGCGUCGACACCUUCCACAAUAUAGCUAGUGACUACUGGGGACAGACCGACUUCGAAAUGUGGGCGAUGGUCCAUGCGCCGGUGAUCGAAUUUUCCGGGGCGGUUGGCCAGGGAAAUGAUCCUGUGGCGGUGGCACCCCAUACUCUGACUACGGGUGCCUUGGCUGUUGCGUAUGAGGGACAUCCACAAAUGCACCAUGAUCCGGGGGGCCAAGACGAGGAAAUGGACAUUGAAAUGGGCGAUACGGUGGAGGAGAUGCGCGAGCGUCUCGCUCGCACUGGCCUAGGCGUGCAAGAGGACGUCGAGAUGAAGGAGUAG